Molecule: messenger RNA, 3633 nt
Organism: Pseudophryne corroboree (corroboree frog)
Lineage: Eukaryota; Metazoa; Chordata; Amphibia; Anura; Myobatrachidae
Gene: GRIK1
Product: glutamate ionotropic receptor kainate type subunit 1
Exons: 17
Coding region: 587-3325 (912 amino acids)
Biological process (GO): synaptic transmission, glutamatergic; monoatomic ion transport; modulation of chemical synaptic transmission
Cellular component (GO): postsynaptic density membrane; presynaptic membrane; kainate selective glutamate receptor complex
Molecular function (GO): transmitter-gated monoatomic ion channel activity involved in regulation of postsynaptic membrane potential; kainate selective glutamate receptor activity
Source: RefSeq, a predicted model, not a curated record
AGUCUAUUCAUCUCUGACUAGAGGAGCAGGUGAGAGGCUGCUGUAACCUUCCCCAUCACUGGAGCUCUAGGCACUGAGCGGUCCUGAGGGUGGUCCCAGCCACGAUCACUGGGAAGGGAGAGAUGUGACUUGUUACAGUUUGUACUUACAUGUUGCUGCUGCUGGCAUUGCAGCCUAAUCCUCAUCCUCAGCCUCUUCUCCACUCCCAGCCAAACAUGGAGAUUAGGCUGCUGGCUCUUAUCACCAGAUCCCAAGCAGAGAUGCAAUCAUCCCCGGCCAGGGGAGCGCUGUAAAGUACUCGCAGGGAGUGGAUGUGGCUCAGACUGGAAGAUAAUCUACUGAAGAUCAGAGUGUGUGCAGGCUCCCUGCUCACUGUGCUGCUGCUGGAGAGGAGAGGGGCCCCAAGGAGACAGUGAUGGGCUAGUGUGGGGGCCACACAGGAGCAGAGACAGCAAGUGACAUAGGAUGAGGGGGGACUGUCACUGGCAGCAGCAGCGUGUGCUCCUUACAGCCUGGGAAUAGCUCCUGACUGCUGGGGAAUAAGGGGACGCCUGGCAUAUGCAGCACACAGCCCUCAUUGUGUAGCAUGGAUCUCCCUGCCAGCUGUGGACUUGUACUCCCCCUUCUCUGCAUUUUCACUGGCAUCAUCCCCCAGACGUCCCAACAAGUACUACGGAUCGGAGGGAUUUUUGAGACACAGGAAAAUGAGCCAAUCAAUGUUGAAGAGCUAGCCUUCAAGUUUGCAGUCACCAAUAUCAACAGGAACAAAACGCUGAUGCCAAAUACCACACUCACCUAUGACAUCCAGAGAAUCAACCUCUUUGACAGCUUUGAAGCAUCCAGGAGAGCUUGUGACCAGCUUGCUCUUGGCGUGGCGGCAUUAUUUGGCCCAUCCCACAGCUCCUCAGUCAGCGCCGUCCAAUCUAUCUGCAAUGCUCUGGAGGUUCCCCAUAUCCAAACACGAUGGAAACACCCCUCAGUGGAUAAUAAAGACAUGUUUUUUAUUAACCUCCACCCGGACUAUGCUGCAAUAAGCCGAGCGGUGCUGGACCUGGUGUUACAUUAUAGCUGGAAGAUCGUUACCGUGGUGUACGAAGACAGUACAGGUUUAAUUCGCCUGCAAGAACUCAUCAAGGCUCCAUCAAGAUACAACAUCAAAAUAAAAAUUCGCCAAUUACCCUCAGGAAACAAGGACGCCCGUCCUCUGCUCAAAGAGAUGAAGAAAGCCCAGGAAUUUUAUGUGAUAUUUGAUUGCUCACAUGAAACUGCAGCGGAUAUCCUCAAACAGAUCCUUUCUAUGGGAAUGAUGACGGAAUACUACCACUACUUCUUCACAACAAUGGACCUGUUUGCCCUUGACCUUGAGCCAUACAGAUACAGUGGAGUGAAUAUGACUGGAUUCCGCUUACUUAACAUUGACAACCCUCAGGUGUCAUCAGUGGUUGAUAAGUGGUCUAUGGAACGUCUACAGGCACCACCAAAACCUGAGACCGGCCUUCUAGAUGGGAUGAUGACAACGGAUGCUGCCCUGAUGUAUGAUGCUGUGUAUAUGGUCGCAGUUGCAACGCAGCGAGCCGCUCAGAUGACUGUCAGCUCUUUGCAGUGUCACCGACACAAGCCGUGGAGAUUUGGACCACGAUUUAUGAAUCUCAUAAAGGAGGCACGGUGGGAUGGCUUGACAGGUCGUAUCACCUUCAAUAGAACGGAUGGCUUGAGAAAAGAUUUUGAUUUGGAUAUUAUUAGCCUAAAGGAGGACGGCAUGGAAAAGGCUGCUGGAGAAACUUCUAGCCAUUUAAAUAAAGUGUGGAAAAAGAUUGGAGUGUGGAAUUCAAACAUUGGACUUAAUAUGACGGACAACUUGAAGGACAAAUCCACCAAUAUAACAGACUCCCUUGCCAACCGGACGCUCAUAGUUACCACCAUCUUGGAGGAUCCGUACGUCAUGUACAGAAAGUCCGACAAGCCCUUGUACGGGAAUGACAGAUUUGAGGGCUACUGCUUGGAUUUACUAAAGGAACUCUCUAACAUCCUGGGUUUUAUCUACGAAGUCAGGCUGGUUGCCGAUGGCAAAUAUGGAGCACAGAACGACAAAGGAGAGUGGAACGGGAUGGUCCGGGAGCUCAUAGACCAUAAAGCUGACCUGGCUGUGGCUCCGCUCACUAUCACCUACGUCCGGGAGAAAGUGAUCGAUUUCUCCAAGCCAUUUAUGACACUGGGAAUCAGCAUCUUAUACCGGAAACCCAAUGGUACAAAUCCUGGAGUCUUCUCUUUCCUCAACCCCCUUUCCCCUGACAUCUGGAUGUACGUCCUGCUGGCCUGCCUGGGAGUCAGUUGUGUUCUGUUUGUCAUUGCAAGGUUCACCCCUUACGAGUGGUAUAACCCACACCCGUGCAACCCAGACUCAGAUGUCGUGGAAAACAAUUUUACUUUGCUAAAUAGUUUCUGGUUUGGAGUUGGAGCUCUCAUGCAACAAGGAUCAGAGCUAAUGCCCAAAGCCCUUUCUACCAGAAUAGUGGGCGGUAUAUGGUGGUUUUUCACUCUGAUCAUCAUCUCUUCCUACACGGCUAACCUGGCCGCCUUUCUAACGGUGGAGCGGAUGGAGUCGCCCAUCGAUUCUGCCGAUGAUCUGGCCAAACAGACAAAGAUAGAAUAUGGAGCUGUCAGGGAUGGCUCAACGAUGACCUUUUUUAAGAAGUCCAAGAUCUCCACCUAUGAGAAGAUGUGGGCCUUCAUGAGCAGCAGACAGCAGACGGCACUAGUGAAGAACAAUGAUGAAGGCAUCCAGCGGGUACUGACCACGGACUACGCCCUGCUGAUGGAAUCCACCAGUAUUGAAUUUGUAACGCAGCGGAACUGCAACCUCACCCAAAUCGGGGGGCUCAUAGACUCCAAAGGUUAUGGCGUCGGCACACCCAUUGGUUCUCCGUACAGAGAUAAAAUCACCAUCGCUAUUCUCCAGCUACAAGAGGAAGGGAAGUUGCACAUGAUGAAGGAGAAGUGGUGGCGGGGGAACGGGUGCCCAGAAGAGGACAGUAAAGAGGCCAGCGCCUUAGGAGUAGAGAACAUCGGUGGCAUAUUCAUAGUGCUCGCCGCAGGACUCGUUCUCUCAGUCUUUGUAGCAAUCGGAGAAUUCAUCUAUAAAUCCAGAAAAAACAGCGAUAUAGAACAGUGUCUUUCUUUUAAUGCCAUAAUGGAAGAACUUGGGAUAUCGUUAAAACAUCCAAAAAGACUAAAGAAGAAGUCGAAGGUGAAGGGGCGGUCAUCCUUCACCAGUAUGCUGACGUGUCACCAGAGGCGGAUAAUCAGGAAAGAGACUAUGGCAUAGGGGCGGGAUGUCACUGUAAGAAAUGACACUACUGGCUGCGACUGUCUCAAUGGGUUUUUUAAAGCUGUGUCUCCUUUUUUUAAAUUCUUUACAUGAUUUUUAUAACAACAUCUAGGAUCUACCCUACAUGGAGAAUGUGGAAAUCACCGACUGAGCUGCUGAUCGUCUCAUUGAUCAUGAUAAAUUGGAAAAAAUAAAAAUAAAGUGAGAAUUGAUAUGAUGCAUUACCUGCAGCGUCGCCUCACUCCCAUGUACAAAUGAUCUGUGUGCUUUCUAAAUAAAACACAACAUAUUGUUCUUUUCCAGUA